AUGGAUCACUACGAAGAGUUUCAGAAACUACAGGAGCUGCUCAACGAUCCCAAGUACAAGCCGUUUAUCAAUGUGGCUAAGAAAGUGGUGUACUACACAUCAGUGUACCUGAUAUGGGCAUUGCAGACGAUCCAAUCGAUAGUACUCCGCUACCCGCAGAUAUCCGACUGGCUCGGAUAUCUGUUCUCAUUGUACAUGGUAUACCAGACUCUCAAACGUACUGUUCGUAUGGUCCGGUCUUCUGGAUACCUCAUUUUCCUGUUGCUCGGUAUAUACGUAUGGAGAAGAGGCAUUUCUCAAGUAGUCCUAAUGGACAUGCCAUAUCUUAUUGACAGGCUCAAGAAGUACGUGAAAAAUCUGCCAAAUGACAGCAAGGUCCACCGGACCUUCGCACAGGAUAUCAGUUCCCCCGUGCUAGAGCUAUACUACGCAAUCCAAGACCUCUUCUAA
Molecule: messenger RNA, 450 nt
Organism: Kluyveromyces marxianus DMKU3-1042
Lineage: Eukaryota; Fungi; Ascomycota; Saccharomycetes; Saccharomycetales; Saccharomycetaceae
Exons: 1
Coding region: 1-450 (149 amino acids)
Source: RefSeq, a predicted model, not a curated record